This is a messenger RNA of Brassica oleracea var. oleracea, 1840 nucleotides long. Its product is annotated as probable mitochondrial chaperone BCS1-B. The transcript has a single exon. The coding region runs from base 164 to 1765 and encodes 533 amino acids. Lineage: Eukaryota; Viridiplantae; Streptophyta; Magnoliopsida; Brassicales; Brassicaceae. The record is from RefSeq and is a predicted model, not a curated record. Gene Ontology annotation, molecular function: ATP hydrolysis activity; ATP binding.
AUAUUUCGUGGCAUCUUCCUCGUUAGUGUAUUAUAAAUAGAGGCAAUUGAGCAAUUAAACCAAACCAGAGCAAACUUGCAAAGUCUCAAGAGAGUUAAAAAAAAAAAAAAAAGAGACACACAAGCAACUGGUCUUGAGACACAAGAAACCAAAAAAAAAAAACAUGCUUGAUACCGCAGCUAUAUGGGGGAUAACCGGCACGACGGUGACGAGCUUCAUGUUCAUUUGGGCGAUAUACUCACAAUACGUCCCUCGCCAUCUCCGAAGCUACAUAGAGAAAUACGCAUACAAGAUGAUCGGAUGGGUCACCCUCUACGUCCACAUCAAGUUCAACGAGUACACGGACGAAGGUCUCAAAAGAAGCGAGAACUACGACGCGAUACGCAACUAUCUCUCAACCAACUCCGCGGCUCGUGCCCUGAGGUUAAAGGCAGACGAAUCCAAAAACAGCAAGGCCUUGGUGCUCAGCAUGGACGACCACGAGGAGGUUGAAGAUGCGUUUGAUGGCGUGAAGGUAAAGUGGUAUUCGAGUCUGAAGGAGAUUCAGACACAGUCUAGUGGUUAUGGUCGAAGCAGCUCGGGGGAGAGGAGGUUCUUUACUCUUACUUUCCAUAGACGACACAGAGGGAUGAUCAUUGAGAGUUAUAUAACUCAUGUUUUAAGAGAAGGGAGAGAGAUAGGGCUGAGGAACAGAGAGAGGAAGCUUUUCACUAAUAAUUCGAGCUCAGAAUGGUAUGCUUGGAGGUCAGGUAAGUGGAGCAAUGUACCUUUUCACCAUCCCGCGACGUUCGAGACUUUAGCUAUGGAUCCAGAGAAGAAAGAGAGGAUCAAGAAGGAUCUGGUAAAGUUUAGUAAAGGGAAAGAUUAUUACAAGAAGGUUGGGAAGCCGUGGAAACGAGGCUAUCUCUUGUUUGGUCCGCCCGGGACGGGGAAGUCAACAAUGAUAUCUGCAAUAGCGAACUUCUUGGAGUAUGAUGUGUAUGAUCUUGAGCUAACCACCGUGAAGGAUAACUCCGAGUUAAAGAAGCUGUUGCUUGAUACUAAAGGCAAGUCUAUUAUUGUGAUUGAAGAUAUUGAUUGCUCUCUCGACCUCACGGGGCAGAGAAAGAGUAAAAAAGAGGAGGAUGAAGAAGAAGAAGACGAGGAGGAGAAGAAGAAAGAGGAAGAGAAGAAGAAGAUGGAAGGUGAGAAACAGAGUAAAGUGACUCUCUCAGGGCUACUAAACUCCAUCGAUGGGUUAUGGUCAGCUUGUAGUGAUGAGAAGAUUAUUAUAUUCACAACCAACUUUGUGGAUAAGCUUGAUCCCGCGUUGAUAAGGAGAGGAAGGAUGGAUAACCACAUUGAGAUGUCUUAUUGUCGGUUUGAAGCGUUUAAGGUUUUGGCUAAGAACUAUUUGGAGAUUGAGACGCAUGAGUUGUAUGGAGAGAUUGAGAGGUUGCUUGAGGAGACCGACGUGUCGCCUGCUGAUGUUGCGGAGACUUUGAUGCCGAAGUCUGAUGAGGAAGAUGCGGAUGUUUGCAUCAAGCGUUUGGUUAAGACUGUGGAGGAGGAGAAGGAGAAGGCAAAGAAGCUGGCUGAGGAAGAAGAGAAGAGUAAAGCAGAGAGGCAAGAGAGAAGGAGAAAGAAGAAAGAGGAAGCAGAGGAGAAGAAGAAGAAGAAGAAGAUAGAGGAAGAAGACAAGAAGAAGAAGUCAGAGGAAGAAGAUAAGAAAGUUAAGGGUUCUGAAGAAAAUAGUGACCUUCAUGAGAGCAAUGGUACCAACUAAGAAGAUACAAGGAAAAUAGCCCAAUAAUGUAUUUUGUCUAUUUGUGGUGUACCAAUACCAUGUAAGAAUAUGAUG